Porites lobata is the source of this 1543-nucleotide messenger RNA. NCBI's taxonomy places the organism in Eukaryota, Metazoa, Cnidaria, Anthozoa, Scleractinia, Poritidae. The record is from the annotation of a GenBank genome assembly.
AUGAACCCAACAAUCACUCUUAAAGAUCCGAGGGGAAAUUCUGUGACCUCAGGGAAGAUCUAUUUGUCCAGGGGAGCUAUAUACGAAAUCAACCACCCCCCGCCAGGAACUUGGAAACUGACAGUUUCAAGGGCCGGCAAACACUCGUACCAGGUCAAGGGCUCAAGUAAAACUAAUAUUGACUUCGAGCACUUCUUUGUCAUGAUUCCAAGCCGUGGACGAACCAAGAGGCCGAUACCUAUAUCUCAUCCUUUACUUGGUAAGUUUAGUUCGACUAGAUAAUUAACAAUUCGUGAAACAAACACUAGUCCUGCCUAAAUUUCUGGAAAAAAAUAAACACACACACACAUAAUUAUUUCGCUGCUGUUAUAAGCUGUUAUAUAUCUAUUAAAUUGUGUAUCCAGAACUGCUAUGUAAUGACGCAAUUGGCAUUUAUCGAGGAAAUCAACACGUUGAACCUAGUUGGUGUACUCCGUGUUUCAACUUUAUAAAGUACCAUUGUAAGUGCAAGAAGACCACAAAUAGAUAAGGGUAGGGAAGAUGUGGGUUUGGAAGUAGGGAUCAAAUUCUGCUCAUACAAGCAUCUGUAAAAUUGUCAGACUUUACACUCCAUUCCGUGAAAACAAUAUUUCUAGUAAACAAUGUAAUACAUGUAAGUAUUCAAACGAAGCAAACUUACCUUGACAAGAAAAUUUUCCAAAGCAAACAGUAACAAACUGGCGCGUCGUUGUUCUUCUCAGGCAAACAAGCCCUGGCCAUCAUAACUGUAGCUGGCGCAAAAAUGAUCAACAGCAAAACCCUUAAACUUGACUUGAUUAGCAAGGAUGGUAGACUUCUCCGAACAACCAAUAUCAGCCCCCGUGGAACAAGCGGCGCUCAUUUCUCAGCGUCUUUUACCCCUCCCCCUGCGCCAUUUUCGCUAAAAUUGAGGGGUAAAACAAAGAAGGGUUACAGCUUUCAACGAAACUCGCGGAACCUGGUCCAUCCCAGCCACGCCCUUAUCCGAGUCCUUUAUGCCAGGAAUGAGUUCACUGUCCCAAAAGGAGGGAAAGGCUUUGUUGUGUUUGUGGUCUACAACACUGGAAAUACCGAACGGUUUGACAUCAAGGUCAAAGAUCGCCUAAAAUAUGUUGCCCGUCUUCGCCGCACCUCCAUCACGGUUCGCAAAGGCCGAAAAAGUUUCUUUUCAGUCUCCUUCAAAGCACCAUACUCAGCUGCGCGAGGGAGCAGCAAUGAAGUGCUGGCGACUGUUACAGGCCAAACCUCCAAGAAGACCGUCGGUCACGUAGUAAGGCUGAUGGUUGUAUAACGUGCACUACAGGAGUGCAGGCCGGUUAAGGGCCUUUCCAGUUCUUUAAACUGUUGAUUUAGUGUGAGAUCUCUGAUUUGAUUUUCUUUUUUUGAAUUAGUGUUUCGCUUUGCUUCGGUGAUGGGAUAAAAGCUUUUUCAUAAUGCGUUGCUAAGAACACUUAAGAACCAAUUGGUACAGAUGCUAGGACUUGAUUUGAAUCAGGGUAAUUCUCAGGGCCUGAUCGGAUCCUGU